AUGCUCGAGCUAGGCAAAGAAUUAGGUCUUGUUUACGAUAAAGAAGGGCUUACGAAUCUCAGCCCAUCCAUCGCUGAAUCGUCAAUAUUAGUAGAAGCUGGAGCUUAUCGGCAGUUCCUUGUCCAUGCCGAUGAGAGUAUAAGGAUUUCGGUCCUGUCUUUGCUCAUAACGGACCUAGCGACAGCAAAACCAUUUCCUCCGGCAACUUUUGAAGCUUUGAUGGCCAGCCUUCCUUACUUGCAUGCGGAAACCGAUUCGCACACUCGCAGUCAGCUUAUGAGCAUCCUGAGAAAGUUGGUUAUCAGACUUCGAGGCAGCUCUAACACAGUUCAAGCAACGGAUGGGGCGAACUCCGAGGCCGACAUUGGUAGAUUAGACCGAAGAGAUUCUGCACCUGAUGCCAAGUUGUUUAUUCACUGGUAUAUCGAUUUCCUCGAAAGCGAACUUCAACCUUCUGCCUCGUACCAAAAACAUAUACUGGCUCUGAAGGCUUUGAUGUUGCUCCUACAAUCCGGAGUUGAUGACCGAAUGGACAUCGUGCACUACUCUAAACUAGGUCAGGAACAACAGACAUGGCGGUUCAGCAUAGCAGUAUUCAAGCCCAGCCUUUUCAGGGCCAUUGCAGACCUACUACUUGAUCCCUAUGAUGAUGUUAGAGAGACGGCGAUGAUGCUCCUCCGCUUGUUUCCUUGUGAAUUUCUCCAAGCCUCCUCAGACCCUUCAACCCCAAGCCCAUAUUCCCAGUUACAAUCCGCUCUAAUUAGAACAGAAAAGAUGGCUGGACAUACUAGCAGGGCUGACCACGCAGAUACUGUUGGUCGGUUAUAUCGUCUCCUUUUCGACCUUUCCGGCACAGUUGACAGAAACUCGAAUCACAGUAGCGCUGCCUAUAAUAUUGUCGAUACGAUAUUAACGAAUUUAGAACAAAGUAUCCCGGGUGCUCCUGAAUUAUUCCACGCUACCCUUCACAACACGCCUCUUCAAGGGCAUAUUUCUGCUCUGAGGUAUAUCGUGGCAACCCCAAAUUUUUACCUUCUCGUUUCUUCUUCAGACAAUUCGACCCCAUCUUGGUUGUUCUUCCUCGAAAGGAUUCUAUCGAUUUGUUUUCGAGUUUGGUCCGGCGUGCGAGAUAUUCUCUGCGUUGACUCACCUGAACGAGAACAUGAAAAUCCAGACGAAGAUUUGGCUGGCCCGAAAGAUGUCUUGUCAUUCUCAUGGCGUGCAUUGCGUGAAUCAAGUGUCUUGCUCAAUGCCAUUCUGGUUAACACGACGUUUGCCCCUGGUGGCUCUGAAAUUGGGAUUGGAUACGAGUCGCUCUCCAAGAUAGGGAAGUUGAGUCUCGAGCAGUUAGCUGAAUUGCGGCACAGGGGUGCUUUUUCCACAGUUUCGCAAACCUUUGCCUCUUGCUGCCAGCGCUGCUUCCAGUCCAAGGAUGUUGCGAUCCGUGACCUACCGGCUGUGUGGUACAAGAACACCGUUCGGAUUAUCUACGACCAAGGCUCGAGGCUUACCAGAAGGUCUGCCGGCCUCCCGGCCAUAAUCACUGGGAUCGCCUCGUCUCAGCCGAAGGGUGAUUUAUUCCGACAAAUCAUGGAAGAGCUUCAAGAUAUAUCGCGGACGAGCCCUAUGGAAGCCUCUAUUAAUUCGAAUUUAGAAUUACCGCAAGUCCAUGCGUUGAAUUGCCUGAAGGAUGUUUUCACAAAUACAUCACUCGCCUUGAGCACGGAACAGUACAUCAUGUCGGCGCUGCACAUAUCAGCUGAUUGUCUGGGAUCCAAAAUCAUUCCAUUCGGAAAAUAUCACGGAUUAGUGCCGCUAUUGUCUGGCCUUUUGGAUGCUGUGCCCGACGCACCGGGUUAUGGGGCCAAAGCCUCUGGUACCUGGGAUCUCUCCAUUCUCACUGAGCGAGUUUUUCCGGCCCUUGAGUUGAUUGGGAACAAGGCUCCGUCUCGUCCUUCUAGUGAUGAUGCUAUUCUAAGGAAAUUAGCAGAGUCUCAAUUUGCAAAUCCAGUCUGGGGAAUAAGAGACCAUGCAGCUAGGACUUAUGUUUCUUUGAUAAAGCGAGCUGACCUUUUGCAAACUGCUCAAGGGUUUUCUACACCCGAACUUCCAGUUCAGCCUCCAAAUCAAAUCCAUGGGACUCUGUUAUGUAUCAAAUAUUUGAUCGAAAGGUUAUUGGCAUCUCCUUCCGGAUACUGGCGUGGUAAUAUUGACGGUAUGAUGGCGACAAUCGAGAACAUCUUCGAAAAUAGCUACUCUAUAAAAUUAGCACCCUAUAUCCAAGCUUGUUUUUUUGAAACCUUGGCGAAUAUCUUGGAAGCUAGCAUUGAAUGUCGACUACAAGAUGAUAUCUUGCUUCGCUUCGACGCCAUAUAUGAAAAUUAUCAUCUAAAGCAGCUUUUGGAUGAGGUUCUGAUUUCAAAGCCGACUUCCUCAGUUUCCCGAUCAUCGUCCCUACUCGUACGGUACCUUGCCUUCAGCAGAAUUUUGCUAGAGUUGCUCAAAGGGUCUUCCUUAGAAGAUUUAGCACGGCUUAUCGAAACUAUUUCUACCUCGGAUAUCGAUGCGGGCCCAUGGAUAUUGGAUCGGUUGCAUCGAAUCUUCCCUCAUUGUGCGGCUACUCAGUAUAACGUGAUCCAGUUAUACUCCAAUGUUAUUUUACACACCCAAUCUCAGCGUCUCAAAACUGCAGCAAUGUCCAACCUGGCAGUAUCAUUGGAAGGCAUCUAUCAAAAACAAACAAAGUUCCCUUCUGGGCUUGGAUUUUUGACACUUUUGGCGAAAUCCAAGCGCUUCUUUACCGAAGAGAUUGGCGGUCCAUUCUGGGACCGUGCGAGGUUUAAUACCGCAAUGCACUUGGAGGGUUGUUUAUUCCCCCUCCGAGUCCAAUCCGUGAGAGAUCUAGAAAACCCAGAAAUAGUGAAGGAUUUGCGGCAAUUAGUUCUGGUGCUGUCGUCCGCUAUGUCGGAGGAAACGGAAUUCUCAACAAGAUAUUCCGCCGUAUCUUCUCUGAAAUGUUUCAUACUUGGGCUUCAAAAAAUGGACGUAACCCGACCUUAUUCCCAUGAUCUGAUUGACAUUUAUUUCAUAUUAUACGAUAUGCUGAACGACGAUGACGAGGAAAUAAGGGAUACAGCAGCGCAUAUCGCUUCGGAAUGCCACUUGGCUGAAUUCACCAUGCCCAGGCUGCCUCUUGCAACUAGCGUGAUGCUGGCAGGAAACCUAUCUCGACUUUUCCCGCAAUCUUACAAGGUUUUUGAGGGUGCGCUUUUCCAUCUUCUCGGAAAUCCCAGGGAUAGGCAUCCCUUUCCUCGCGUCGCAGAUGAGCUAGCGGAGUUUCAAAAGGAGAGUACAGUUCUCUUCCUUGAGGAAAAGCAAAAUCUAUACAUUGAUGAAGUCCGAGAAAUUGAGAUUUGGUCCAGCGUCCUUAUUCAGUUGGAUUAUAAUGGCCUUCCUACGAAUCCAUUAAGGUCCGAUUUCGUUUCUUGGGUGGCUGGUGGCCUUGAAGCUCUAUACGAUGAGCUCCGUAAAGAUCAAGCAAAGGGGAUAUUGGGCUGGACCUCGCGGUCCGACUCCUUUGCAUUGAGCCUGAGGCUCGUUCAUGGAGCGAAAAUUCUGCUCCUCACAGAUGGACUGGGCGGUACUGAAUACAACCCUAAGUUCGACUCAUCCAGGAUUCGUGUUAUCCUAGAGAAGUUGGCCGAUCUUGGUGAUAUUGCCGGAAUGUAUGGGCUUUGGAUAGCAGCAGUUAACUCUGUUCUAAACCCUUCAGACACAUCCAAGAUGUGUUUCCAAACUAGCUUCGAUGCUGUUAGCACUGAACUGGCAGUCCGGUGA
Messenger RNA from Uncinocarpus reesii 1704, 3837 nucleotides. RefSeq lists its product as uncharacterized. NCBI's taxonomy places the organism in Eukaryota, Fungi, Ascomycota, Eurotiomycetes, Onygenales, Onygenaceae. Gene Ontology annotation, cellular component: cytosol. Bases 1 to 3837 code for a protein of 1278 amino acids. Gene Ontology annotation, biological process: tRNA methylation. The record is from RefSeq and is a predicted model, not a curated record. The transcript is spliced from 9 exons.